AUGAGAGGCUGGCUUCUUUUUGCGACAUUAUUCCCGAUAGCCCUUUCGACCGUAUUUAACUACAAGUUGCACGAGUCAAACGAUGAGGAAGUGAAUCGCUGUGUGGCAAAUGCAAUCGAGCAAAUCCAACGGGAGACUUGUCUCUUUUGGGAGGAUGGCGAUGAGGAUGGAGAUCCGGUCACUUUCCUUCAAUCUGGACACUGCUCGUGGCAAGCGUCGAACAAAACAGUGCAUUUGAGCCCGAAUUGCAUCACGGAUGAUACAUGCUUUGAAAUUCUUGGAAAAGUCGCCGACAUCGAGCAGCCAAGACGACACAUCAGUCGCCACAUUAACAUCAAGUUCAACUGCACUGAAAAAUGCACAACAGAGUGCCAAAACGGCGGAGUGCUCGACGAUGAAUGCAAAUGCUCGUGUCAAUAUGGUUUUAAAGGAGACAACUGUGAAAAGCUGAGCCGUGCUCAUCAGUUUACUGACACGACUUGCGGGGUGAUCAAGGCUCAACAAUCUGGAAACAUUGCUUUGAGCACUCACCCUGACAACUAUCACAAACAAACUUUCUGCCAAUGGCAAAUUAAGACCGAAGAUCCAUGGGAUGUGAUCGAGUUGUCGUUUGAUGAUUUCGAUUUGGAUAAUGAUGAGUUGCCUCCAGGCCAACAUUGCAACGAUCUUUUCUACGUUUAUGGAGCCUAUGGCGUUGAGAAUCCAAUUCCCUGUGAUGGAGAGCGACCCCGAAAAAUGCGCUCUGAAUCGAAUUGGUUGUUGAUCGAGUUGCGCACGAAUCCGUUCUCCGAGAAGGGUCACAAGGGACCCGAGAUGAGAUACCAAGUUGUCAACACAAAAAGUGGGAUCAAAACAUUGUCGGAAGAGCAAACUUCCGUGUCCACCGCUGUGCUGUCUUCACUCCUCCCAAUCGCUAUCGCCGCUCUUCGACUAUUG
This is a messenger RNA of Mesorhabditis belari, 936 nucleotides long. Lineage: Eukaryota; Metazoa; Nematoda; Chromadorea; Rhabditida; Rhabditidae. The record is from the annotation of a GenBank genome assembly.